Molecule: messenger RNA, 4083 nt
Organism: Oncorhynchus tshawytscha (Chinook salmon)
Lineage: Eukaryota; Metazoa; Chordata; Actinopteri; Salmoniformes; Salmonidae
Product: protein mono-ADP-ribosyltransferase PARP8
Exons: 27
Coding region: 403-3237 (944 amino acids)
Biological process (GO): endoplasmic reticulum unfolded protein response
Cellular component (GO): endoplasmic reticulum tubular network; nuclear envelope; intracellular anatomical structure
Molecular function (GO): kinase binding; protein serine/threonine kinase activator activity; NAD+ poly-ADP-ribosyltransferase activity
Source: RefSeq, a predicted model, not a curated record
UUCAUUGGAAACGACAGGCUCAGGUCUAUCUUGGUUAAUAAUAAUCUUUGAUCUUCGCUUUACAGAUCGCCAUUAUUGGGUUUAGCAGUGCAUAGCGAUUAAGAGUGCAGACUGGGGCUUUAGGAGUAAAAGUGGAACAGGCUAUUUUAAUGAAAUCCAUCGAAGUGUGGAACUACUACCGACUCCUGCUGUAUAAUAGUAUCAUCGGUUGUUAUUCGAGAUGAUAUCCGCUACGAGCUGAAACGAAACGAAGAUCGGACACCUGGAAUAUAACUAAAGCAGUAUCAACCAGCCAGUCCAGCUCCAUCGAACAUUCAGUUUACUGGAAAUACAUCAGUCCUUUGAUGGGAUGUUAUUUUGCCUUUAUUAGAGAAGAGAAGCCAUUCCCGUGGGGUUUAUUUCAUGGGGAUGUGUUCAAGACAAGAGAGAAUACAAAAAGACGUCAACAUCGUAAUUCAAAGGUGCAAGGCAGAGAAAGACUGCCUUUUCUCUGAUUUCAGAUACUCUGAUGCCACCUUCACCUUCACCUAUUCCAAAGGCUCCAGAAGGGUGUCGUACUCUGUGCACGUCUCUGAUGACUACCCAGACAAUACAUACGUGUCAAACUCUGAGAACGAGGAUGAAGUUCUAGUCACCAGAGACCAGAUCCCCGUCAUCUUCCACAGGAUAGCAACAGAGAUUAGGGUCAAUAAUGACGCCAACUGCUGCCUGUCCAUCAAGUCCAAACAUCAGAUAGACAAGAAUCAGUGCCACUAUGCCAUAGAAGAGGACUCUGAGGGGGAUGCUGACUCUGAUGAGUUUUACUAUGGAGGUCAGGUGAACUCUGAUGGCGAGCUCCACAAGCACCCCCAGUUGGAGGUGGACCUGGCUGCGGUCCGGGAGAUGUACGGACACCACGCAGUAUCUCUCAGGGAAUACGGUGCCAUCGACGAUGUGGACAUUGAUCUCCACAUCGACGCCAGUUUCCUAGAUGAGGAAAUAGCCCUGGCGUGGGACGUGAUCCGCAGGGAACCGGUGAUCGUGCGUCUUCACUGCUCUCUGACACAGUACCUGAAUGGACCAGUCCCCACGGUGGAUGUAUUCCAGGUGUCGACUAAAGACCGGUUUGGACUGGGACAUCAGAUGAAGAAGAUAAUGCAGACGUUUGUCACCCAGCAGUGGAAACUCCAAAGUAAAGAGAAACUCAACUGCUCUCGCAACAAAAACAAGGGUGACAAGAAGGGCAAAUCUCCCCUCCACAUCUUCUCGACCCUCCGCAGGCACUUACUGUAUCUGAAAGGAUCAGAUAGAUCUCCCAGCUACCCGCCUCCCGGCUGUGUCAAGAGCAAAAAAAAGCUGAAGCCAGAACAAGAUGGCGUCUCUAAAUCCCACCGCCUUCUCAGUCGGACUUACACCAGCACCGCCAAACAGCAGGUUGAGGUGGACGGCUGCGGCCCCGGGACCAAGACUACCCACCGUCUCCUGGGCCUUUCCCUGUCCAGCGGAGACCCCCGUAUGGACCACGGAGGAGGGCCCGGACCACUGCCCUUCAAACCCCACCGCCUGGGCAGGCCCUGCAUGGCUGUGGUCAAACCAGAGGACCUCCGACCCGCUCCCCAUAAGCUCCUGCCUCGCUCGUGCUCCGGCGACCCCCGCUGUGAGCAUGCGGGAGUGGAAGGGGGUGGGGGAGGGGGUGUAGGUAGUCUUGGGGGAGGUGUUGGUGGUGGAGGAGGUGGUCUUGGGGGAGGUAGUCUUGGGGGAGGUGUUGGUGGUGGAAGAGGUAGUCUUGAGGGAGGUAGUCUUGGGGGAGGUGUUGGUGGGCUGGGCCCGAGUGGUGGUGGAGGAGGUAGUCUUGGUGGAUGUAGUCUUGGUGGAGGUAGUCUUGGGGGAGGUUUAAAGCACCACAGGCUGCUCAGUAGGUCGUGCUCUGGUUCUAUCAGGACGGAGGAGCUGGAUGGACUGAAACACCACCACCUCCUCAGCAGGUCCUACUCCAGCAGUACCAAGAUGGGCAAAGCAGCGGACAUCUUCAAGGACUCUGUGUCUCUGUCCGAGGGGAGGCGGCUCUCUCUUACCUCAGGGCUCAUCGGGAUCCUCGCCCCCUCGCUCGCUACGCCAACGCCGCCAAACAAUGGAGCCAAGUCCAUACCAAUAAAAGACAGAGGUUUCCUUGUCCAGACCAUGGAAUAUGCUGAGCAGAGGAUUCCGGUCCUGAACGAGUUCUGUGUGGUGUGUGACGAACCACACGUGUUCCAGAACGGACCAAUGCUCAGACCCACCGUGUGUGAGCGGGAACUGUGUGUGUUUGCCUUUCAAACACUGGGGGUGAUGAACGAGGCAGCCGACGAGAUUGCCACAGGGGCUCAGGUGGUGGACCUGUUGGUGUCCAUGUGUAGGUCUGCUCUAGAGUCUCCCAGGAAAGUGGUCAUCUUUGAGCCAUAUCCCUCCGUGGUGGAUCCGUGUGACUCCCAGGCACUGGCCUUCAACCCCCGGAAAAAGGACUAUGACCGAGUGAUGAGAGCCCUUGACAGUCUCACCUCUAUCAGAGAAAUGUCCCAGGCACCUUACCUGGAGAUUAAGAGGCAGAUGGACAAGCAUGAUCCUUUAGCUCACCCCUUACUGACAUGGGUAAUAUGCAGUAACAGGUCACACAUCGUCAAACUACCAGUAACCAGACAGUUGAAGUUCAUGCACACCCCACACCAGUUCCUUCUACUCAGCAGUCCUCCUGCCAAAGAGUCCAACUUCAGAGCUGCCAAAAACCUCUUUGGAAGUACCUUCGCUUUCCAUGGUUCUCACAUAGAAAAUUGGCACUCCAUUUUGAGAAACGGUUUGGUGGUUGCAUCCAACACAAGACUUCAGCUCCAUGGCGCCAUCUACGGGAGUGGGAUCUAUAUCAGCCCAAUGUCAAGCAUAUCAUUUGGUUACUCAGGGAUGAACAAAAAACAGCUGAAAGUUACUUCGAAGGACGAAACUGCUACAAACAAGAGCAACUUACAGUCAACAAAGAAAGGCCAGCAGCCCCAGUUUUUGCAAAGUCGGAACCUGAAGUGCAUAGCCUUAUGUGAAGUAAUCACAUCCCCUGACCUGCACAAACACGGAGACAUCUGGGUCGUUCCCAACACUGAUCAUGUCUGUACACGCUUCUUCUUCGUUUAUGAAGAUGGUCAGGUGGGGGAUACGAGCAUCAACACACAAGACGCUGGCAUCCAUCGAGAGAUCCUACGAGUCAUCGGCAACCAGACUGCCACGGGAUGAACAACACAGCAAUACUGCUGCCUCUCCUCCUCCACCUCUCAGCCCAAAGCUGGAUUUUUUUUGAGCUGCGGAGGCCCGUCGUACAGUGUUUCCUUCCGAUCAACGCAGGGGACACACAAACAACUUCAAAGUUUGAAACCUCAGCACACAUAUGUACAACUGAAACACAACAAAACUGGAGGGAAAAAAACACAUUUUUUCUAAGUUUCUAAAUACUAUGAAGAAUCCUGCUUUUCCUGAAGACACAGUACGUCUCAGUACGUCUCAGAACGUCUCAGAACGUCUCAGUACGUCUCAGUACGUCUCUGUACGUCUCUGUACGUCUCUGUACGUCUCAGAACGUCUCAGUACGUCUCAGUACGUCUCUGUUUGACUGAUUGGGACGAUUUCAUUUUUUGUAGAGAACGUUUAAAACGGUAAAACUCUUUGGUGAAUAUUUGAAUAUUUUGAGACUUUUUGCUAGUAGAUAUGGGCCUUUUCGGGGAAAAAUAACUUCCUGUCUAGGAAAAAGGUCCUUCCUGUCUAGGAAAAGGUUCCUUCCUGUCUAGGAAAAGGUUCCUUCCUGUCUAGGAAAAAGGUCCCAUCCAUCUGACCUGGUUUACUAUAGAGUUGUACCUUUUUAAAGUACACUGUAUACUGAAGGUGUUGAUAUGCACUGUUUCUUAAUGUCAUAUAUUUGUUCCAACAACUGGUUCAUAACCUAAAAAACUACAAAUUAUUUUCCACUUGAUUAUUUUGUGUGUGUGUGUACAUACACACAGUACCAGUCAAACGUUUGGACACACCUACUCAUUCCAGGGUUUUUCUUUAUUUUUUACUAUGUUCUAUAUUGUUGAAUAAGUGAAG